AUGAUCAGGAUCUUCCCGGAUUUCAGCGUCCAGGUGACGGCCUCGGCAGCCGGAGGAGCCGGGGCUGGAGGGGGUGGAGGCGGUGGAGGGGGAGGGAUGGUGACCGGACCCCCGGUGGGUCGCGUUCCGGUCCCGGUCCCCGGAACCACUAACGGGACCCCGCAGAGCGUCCAGGGAAUCACCGCCUACCAGCAAAGUGACCCCUACUGGGAGCGGCCGGCUAAUGCAGGCAGCUGCUCCGCCGCCCGGCCCAAGACCCUGCACCUGGCCGGCCAGCAGCACACCUCCUCGCCAUGGCUGCAGGCUCUGAGGAAGGAGAAGUCGCGGGACGCGGCCCGGUCGCGGCGGGGGAAGGAGAACUUUGAGUUCUACGAGCUGGCCAAGAUGCUGCCGCUGCCGGGCGCCAUCACCAGCCAGCUGGACAAAGCCUCCAUCAUCCGGCUCACCAUCAGCUACCUGAAGAUGAGGGACUUCGCCAACCAGGGAGACCCGCCGUGGAACCUGCGCAUCGAGGGGCCGCCGCCCAACACCUCCGUCAAAGCGAUCGGUACGCAGCGCAGGAGGAGCCCCAGCGCCGUCGCCUCAGAGAUCUUUGAACCUCACCUCGGCAGCCACAUCCUGCAGUCUCUGGAUGGAUUUGUAUUUGCACUAAACAAGGAGGGCAGGUUCCUGUACAUCUCUGAGACUGUGUCCAUCUACCUGGGACUGUCACAGGUGGAGCUGACGGGCAGCAGCGCGUUCGACUACAUCCACCCCGGCGACCACGUGGAGAUGGCCGAGCAGCUGGGCAUGAAGCUGCCGCCGGGCCGAGGCAUGUUGCUGUCGCAGGGCGCCGUCAACGAGGACGGGGCGUCGUCGGCUUCGUCGUCGUCGCACUCCGAGACGCCCGAGCCAGUGGAGUCGAACAGCCCGAGUCUCCUGGCUCCUGACAACUCUCUAGAACGAUCUUUCUUCAUCCGGAUGAAGUCGACGCUCACCAAGAGAGGAGUCCACAUCAAGUCCUCAGGAUAUAAGGUGAUCCACAUCACGGGCCGCCUGCGGAUCAGGAUGGCUCUGACUCACAGUCGCUCGGUGCCCAAUCAGAUCAUGGGGAUGGUGGUGGUGGCUCACGCUCUGCCGCCGCCCACCAUCAACGAGGUCCGCAUCGACUGUCAGAUGUUCGUCACCCGCGUCAACAUGGACCUCAACAUCGUCUACUGCGAGAACAGGAUCAGUGACUACAUGGACCUGACUCCGGUGGACAUCGUGGGGAAGCGGUGCUACCAGUUCAUUCAUGCUGAAGAUGUGGAGGGAAUCAGACACAGUCAUCUGGACCUGAUGAAUAAGGGUCAGUGUGUGACGAAGUAUUACCGCUGGAUCCAGAAGAACGGCGGCUACAUCUGGAUCCAGUCCAGCGCCACCAUCGCCAUCAACGCCAAGAACGCCAACGAGAAGAACAUCAUCUGGGUCAACUACGUCCUGAGUAAUCCAGAGUAUAAAGACACGCCCAUGGACAUCGCCCAGCUGCCAAACCUGCCAGAGAAAACCUCAGAGUCGUCCGAAACCUCCGACUCCGACUCCGAGUCCAAGGAAAACUCCGACAACGAAAACUCCAAGUCGGAGGGGAAGCCGGGCCACCAAUCAGAGCGCACCGAGGAUCCGGAGGCGGACACCAAGCGUCAGCCGCAGCCCGGCCAAUCACAAUCCUCCUCUGAACAGGAAAUGAGGCGCCAGGAAGAAGGAGACAGCUCGAGUAACCCCGAGAGCCAGGACAGCGAUGACAGCCUGGAGCCGUCUGACGGAGAGGGGGAGGAGCAGGAGGAGGCCAGGGGAGGGGGAGGAGGCGGAGGGGGAGGAGGAGGAGGUGGAGGCGGAGGUGGAGGACGGCUGGGGAGGAUAGGAGGUCUCGGAGGACUGGGAGGACUGGGGGCCAUCGGCGGACUGGGGAAUCUGGGUGGGCUUCAUAUUAAAGUCGAGCAUUACGGAGAGGGGGAAGGCGUGGAGCUGCACAACUCGCAGUCCUCCUCGUCCGAGGAGGAGGAGGAAGAGGAGGAGGACGACGAUGAGGACGACGAUGAAGAUGAGGAGGCCGGGAGCGUCAAAGACGGUGACAGCGCCAACGACGUCACGAGCGCCAACACGACGGCGCAGGCGGCCAGCAAGCUCCAGAAGAGGAGGAAGAGGAGGAAAAAGCAGAAGUGGGACGGAACCCGAAGCAGGAGGCUCCGCCUUUCCUCGACCACGCCCAGCCCGGUCGCCAUGGGAGACACCGCGCCAUUGGUUGAUCCCUCGCAGGCCACGGCCGCCUCCUCCCACCUCCUGCCCGCCUCUGCCUCGCCGAACAGUGCGGCGGCGGCGUCCUCGGUCCUGAAGAUCAAGACGGAGAUGUCGGAACCCAUCAACUUUGACAACGACAGCAGCAUCUGGAACUACCCGCCCAACAGGGAGAUCUCCAGGAACGAGUCUCCGUACAGCAUGACGUCCAAGCCGGCGGCUCCAGGAGCGCACGAGACCUUUCCCUCCCCGCAGGGAGGCUCCCUCCAGGUCGCCAUCCCCGACUCCGUCCUCACCCCUCCUGGAACCGAGGGAGGAACAGGAGGCUCAAGGAAGCCUCCCUACAACGGAAGCUCCGCCCCGUCCUCCGCCUCCAGCGCUGCGAGUUUAGCUCCUCCUUCCAGUGCCUCCUCCUCGGACCCCCUGUCUCCUCCUCUCUCCGCCUCACCACGGGACAAGCAACAAGGCACGCCCACCACCUCCUCCUCCUCCUCUUCUUCCUCAUCCUCCUCCUCCUCGUCCUCAUCGUCCUCCUCCUCGCUGCUGUACUCCGGCGACCUCGAGGCGCUGCAGCGUUUGCAGGCGGGUAACGUGGUGCUCCCGCUGGUCCACCGGGUCACGGGCACGCUGGCGUCGACCAGCACGACGGCCCCGCGGGUCUACACCACCGGGACGAUCAGGUACGCGCCGGCUGAUGUCACCCUCGCCAUGGCGCAGGGCAACCUCCUCCCCAACGCCGCCAUGAACUUCGUCGACAGCUCCGGCUUCGGCCUGGACCCCAAGACGCCCAUGGAGAUGCUCUACCACCACGUGCACCGGCUCAACAUGUCGGCCGCGGCGGCCGCCGGCCCGUUCGUCGGCUCGCCGGCGGCGGCGACGGGCGGCAACGGCGCGCUCGGAGGCCAGAUGCCGACGGCGGCCAACGUCUUCACCACGGCGGAGGGACUCUUCUCGACGCUGCCGUUCCCGGUGUACAGCAACGGCAUCCACACCACGCAGACGACUCUGGAGAGGAAGGAGGAUUAACGCGAAACGAUCAAGACCGCAUUACUGUGUUCCGGAAUCGACAACUGUGUCAAAGUAAAAGACUACUCACUAGUA
Molecule: messenger RNA, 3354 nt
Organism: Myripristis murdjan (pinecone soldierfish)
Lineage: Eukaryota; Metazoa; Chordata; Actinopteri; Holocentriformes; Holocentridae
Gene: npas3
Product: neuronal PAS domain protein 3
Exons: 12
Coding region: 1-3279 (1092 amino acids)
Biological process (GO): regulation of transcription by RNA polymerase II
Molecular function (GO): DNA-binding transcription factor activity, RNA polymerase II-specific; protein dimerization activity; RNA polymerase II transcription regulatory region sequence-specific DNA binding
Source: RefSeq, a predicted model, not a curated record